UGUGGAUUGAAAAACAUGAGGGUUAAGUACAUAGUAAGCUGAACAUGGUUAAACAUUUACAAACUGUUAUAAAGGGGUCUGAUUUAGGAAACACAGUCCUGUUGGUGUAGAUUAGUGUUUGUGAACAGGUUGAGUAGUUUCACCACUUACACACCAGCAUUCAUCAUGGAGUGGACUAGGUUCCUCUGUUGCCUCGCUCUCUUUGUUGUCUGUGCUAAUGCGGCCACAAUUGAGAUCUUACACAAAAUCGAGGACCUAAAAAGCAAAAAGUUUGGCCAUGAGUACCCACGCCAUGGUCUUCUCCUGCUGCACUGGCUGGCCAACCACAUCUCCAUCAGUCAAUCAGAAGACAUUCUACUUCAUUUUGAUCCUGGAAGGCAGGACUAUGGCUUCCACUACUAUAAUAGCACCAACAAUACCAGCACUACCCUGCCGUACUUGGAUGACUCAAGCGACAGAGUGUACUACUCUUUGGGCAGUCUCAGUUCAAAGGCUGUCCGAACUAAGCUGCCUCCGUAUGUCACCCAAGAUUACUACAAUGCCCUCGAGGACCCCAAGAGAGAUCUGGACCGCAUAGUCCUCCGAGUGCAAAGGAGCAGCCCAAGACAAGCAGACAAAGUGUACAUCACUCAAGCAGUGACCAAUGAGCAAGAGGUGGACUACGACCCAGAUGAAACCUUUGAGAUCAGUACUAGACUCUUGACGCAAGUACAGAUUCUCAAAACUCCUCUUGAUUUACUACAAACUCUUGAAUCGCAUGUGACUGGCACUCAAAACUCGGAUGAUCCUAGACUUGUCCUCUCCAAAGAAAAACUUCUCAACCACUUGAAAUAUUCUGACAAACAUCUUCAGAGUAUUUUUGAAGACCCAGGUGUGAGGUGGCUUCUGAUUCUGGCUGGAUAUGACUUAGAUAACAGGUACAACAUCCAUAAGAAAACUUGGUUCUGCUCAACUGAUGAGCCAAUCCAGCAUGACCAAAUCUCCAGUGAUCCUGAGACACUGUGUGAAAGCCACAGUACGGUAAAGAUAGAGGUGAAAUCCACACAAGAUGGCUAUGCAAGAAUCAUUUGGAGCGGUUUACCAAAGAACAUCCUAAAACUGAACACUACUGUUGUCCUUUUUAGUAGCGACACAUCUACGGAGCUUCAGAGGUUCACAGAACUCCAAGGCCAAGCAUCAGGGUCCUAUGACACCUACUUGGCACUGAAUCAUGGAAUUCAGCCACGUCUGGUCACAUACAGUUUCGCCUUUGAGUAUGGCUUCAUUGGCCUCCGUUACUCCAUAAUUUGGAGAGGGCCACAGUUUGACGAGGCUAACAGAGUGAUUCCUACCAAAAUUACUGGCUACAAUGCAAACCUUCAACUUUACACCGUAUACGGCUACGCAUGUGCUCGGAUAUAUAUCAAAAGCUCUUUCACUGAUUGGAAAAAGAAGUUUGCUGGCUCAUGGGUAUCUUUCUAUACCAACGAUCAAGAUCCGGACCAUAAAUAUACACACUAUCAGUGGGUCACCAAUUUCAAGAAAGUUGAUGACACUAAAGAAUAUCUAAUCUAUGAGUAUGUGUCAUCCAUGAGUAUUGGACCUGGAGUCCAAGCUCGCUUUAUGUUCUCUAAUGUCCGUAGCUUCCUCAGUUAUUUACGCACAACUGGAACUGUGAAAGCUCGCACGAUUCCUUGGGAGAGUGUGAAUAACUAACUAUAACAAAAUAAAAUGCCUGAAGAAAACUCUGACGAAAAAUAUGUUUAGCUUCAAAUAUCAUUAGCAUAAAGGUUCAGUUAUUUUAGUGUCAGGUUUAAUUCCAAUGAAAUGAACUGAUGCAGAAAUUAUAAAUGCAGACAUAAAAAAGAAAAAUUGUAACAAAAUGUAUACAAUAUCCUAGCUGGUUUAUUUUGAUGGAUCUGCAAACAAAAUGAGUGUUAAAUGAUAUAUAAAGUAAAUAAAAAUGAUACUACAGCA
Pangasianodon hypophthalmus (striped catfish) is the source of this 1956-nucleotide messenger RNA. RefSeq lists its product as uncharacterized. Bases 166 to 1695 code for a protein of 509 amino acids. The transcript has 2 exons. The record is from RefSeq and is a predicted model, not a curated record. NCBI's taxonomy places the organism in Eukaryota, Metazoa, Chordata, Actinopteri, Siluriformes, Pangasiidae.